Molecule: messenger RNA, 1185 nt
Organism: Acomys russatus (golden spiny mouse)
Lineage: Eukaryota; Metazoa; Chordata; Mammalia; Rodentia; Muridae
Product: 60S ribosomal protein L6-like
Biological process (GO): cytoplasmic translation; ribosomal large subunit assembly
Cellular component (GO): ribosome; cytosolic large ribosomal subunit
Molecular function (GO): structural constituent of ribosome; RNA binding
Source: RefSeq, a predicted model, not a curated record
AUGGCGGGUGAAAAAGGCGAGAAGCCUUACACGAAGAAGAACCAAGAAGGCUGGUGGUGCUGCUGCUGCCUCUGGUGCCCCGGCUGCUGGUGCAGGUACUCCCGAUCUGCGAUGUAUUCCAGAAAGGCCUUGUUUAAAAGGAAACGCUCAGCUUCAAAGUCCAAGGUUGAGAAGAAGAAGAAGGAAAAGGAAAAGGUCCUUGCUACCAUCACAAAAGCAGUCUGUGGUGACAAGAAUGGUGGUGCCCGAGUGGCGAAGCUUCAAAAAAUGCCUAGGUACUAUUGUACUGAAGAGGUGUCUCAGAAGCUGCUGAGCUAUGGCAAAAAGCCCUUCAGUCAGCACGUGAGAAUGCUUCCUGUCAGCAUCACUCCUGGGACCACCCUGAUCAUCCUCACUGGGCACCACAGGGGCAAGAGAGUGGUUUUCCUGAAGCAACUUGGAAGCAACUUGCUGCUUGUGACUGGACCUCUUGUCCUCAACAGAGUUCCUGGGCGCAGAGCACACCAGCAGUUUGUCAUCGCCACCUCUACAAAAGCUGAUAUCAGGAAGGUUAAAAUCCCCAAACACCUGAGUCAUGACGCUUACUUCAAGAAGCAUCUGAGCAAGCCCAGGCACCAGGAGGGUGAGAUCUUUGACCCAGAGAAGGAGGCAUACAAGAUGACAGAGCACCCUGAUCAGAAAACUGUGCACCCGCAGAUUCUGCCAAAGAUCAAAGCGGCUCCUCAGCUGCAGGCUUGGUCCCCAGUUGACGAGGGGGAACUUUUGCAUGUCAAGCCCGACUGCAGGAAGUUGGGUCACGAGGUGUACAUCAUUGGAGGGUGUGUUAGGACCCAGGUCUCCCAACUUUUGCUUCUCAGCUUCCAUGAGCCGAGGACUGACGCGCCGUUCCCAGGAGUCACGCGUCCCGGUCCCGAUGAGCCGCGACUGAGGUUCGCGGCAGCUUCAUCCUGGGUGCGGGGUAUUGGGGGGGCCUCGGCCGCGGCGGCGCCUUCCCGGGUAGCACGGCUCGGGGUCUCCGGACGCGGGCCCGUGGCGCUCGUGGGCUCUGCGAGAGCCCGAGAGGGCGCCGCCGCCCCCUACUCCACGCGCGUCGCAGGUCGGGCCCACGCGGGCGACCCUCCGCCCCUAGCCUUGGGACUGCAGGGUCUGGGAGCUGCGGGCACGCACGCACAUUUUCUGCGGUGA